CACCUCCUGGCAUUGAGACUUCGAUGUCCGCUGAAGGUGACGAUUUUACAGAAGAAUUAAUUAAAGUUAGCAAAAAGGUUUACGAGAAGGAGGAACUGUUGAAAGAAAGAGAACGCGAACUGAGUACUUCAGUAGAACGAUGUGCCCGGUUAGAAGAGGAGAACCAUAAAAUGGGAGAAGAGUUAUGGCUUGCAAAGGAACGUGUAGCCAGGCAGGAUGGGGAACUCGGUGACUUGCAUGGUCAACUUAAUUGGGAAAGAGGAGAGUGUCAGCGUCUUAGGGAUCAAAUGGAAGAAGAGAAACGAAGGUUAAAUGAGACUGGCGGUGUUGAUUACUCAAAAUUUGAAGCCUUGAAGAACCAAAUGAGGGAACAGGAGCGAAAGUUACUGGAGGAAAAGAGCGUGGUUGAGUGGCACCUUGGGGAAGUCAAACAGUGGUGGAAUGAUGCGAAGUGGAGGUGUGGCGAGUUGGAAGCGGGCUUGAGUCAUCAUCAGUGGAUGCUGGAUCAAGCUAACAAGAAGGCCUAUGAGUUAGAAGAAGAACUAAACAGAUUGCGACAUUUCCGUGAUCUGGCUAAAGAUAAAUUGUGUGGGACUUUCUUGAUAAAGAAGCAAGCUGUUGGUGAAAGAACAAAGUGGCGGCUAGCUAUGUGGACGGAUGAUUCACCGGUGGAUCUUCAAGAAUAUAGACGAGUGUGGUUCGAAAUAGCCGCUCCAAAUGCUAAAGUGGUUUUGUUAUCGGCGAGCUUUGUGAAUUGGGAAUGUUCGCUGACGUGCGACAAGUUCGAUGAAGAUCAGUGCAAAUUUGGCGUCUGGGUGGAUAUACCACCGGGACGUUAUGAAUUUUGUUUUGUAGUUGACGGCCAAUGGACUACUUGCGACCAAUACCCUACCGUGACAAACGAGUUUGGGUCACGGAACAACUGGAGAUAUAUAAACUGAAU
Messenger RNA from Enterobius vermicularis (human pinworm), 943 nucleotides. NCBI's taxonomy places the organism in Eukaryota, Metazoa, Nematoda, Chromadorea, Rhabditida, Oxyuridae. The record is from the annotation of a GenBank genome assembly.